CAAGCAAAAAUGCUACUUAUGCAAGAACCAACUUAUAAAAAAGGUUUUAAGUUUGAUCAUGUAUGGAAUCUAAUGAAAGAUUUUGAAAAGUUUAAGGAUAUCGACACCGGAAAGAAAAAAGUUCGAGGACAAGGCUCUACCUUGCAAUCAUCGGAGUCCGAGGCUCCUAGUCCUACAUCACCUAUAGUAUCAUCUCCUAACUUAUCAUAUUUUUCACUUAAUUUAAAUGAGAAUUUUUCAGGUCAUUACACUUCAUCUGAACGGCCUAUUGGGGUGAAGAAAUCAAAAUUAAAGAGAUCAAAAGAUGGAGAAUCUGCUACAUCUAAACAACAGGAUGGCGAAAGGCUAGAUAGAUAUAUCAAAGCCAAGGAAUUUAGAGGCGAAACUAAAAUUUUAAUGAAAAAUUUAGAAACUAUUAGUGAUCCAAAUAUUCAUGAUUACCUGCAACGAGAACAACAACGAAUACUUGAAAAAAUAAAUCAACAAUCACUACCGCAGUCACAACCGCAAUCACAACUACAAUCGCAACAAUUCUCGGAAUCAUAUCCUAAUUUUUUCCCGAAUAGUGCUAAAUCUGGAAACGACCUACCGGAUUUCUAA
Solanum verrucosum is the source of this 600-nucleotide messenger RNA. RefSeq lists its product as uncharacterized. The transcript is spliced from 2 exons. The record is from RefSeq and is a predicted model, not a curated record. The coding region runs from base 10 to 600 and encodes 196 amino acids. NCBI's taxonomy places the organism in Eukaryota, Viridiplantae, Streptophyta, Magnoliopsida, Solanales, Solanaceae.